Messenger RNA from Oncorhynchus masou masou (cherry salmon), 1590 nucleotides. Its product is annotated as calcium/calmodulin-dependent protein kinase kinase 1-like. Gene Ontology annotation, molecular function: calcium/calmodulin-dependent protein kinase activity; calmodulin binding; ATP binding. NCBI's taxonomy places the organism in Eukaryota, Metazoa, Chordata, Actinopteri, Salmoniformes, Salmonidae. Gene Ontology annotation, cellular component: cytoplasm. Bases 1 to 1590 code for a protein of 529 amino acids. The record is from RefSeq and is a predicted model, not a curated record. Gene Ontology annotation, biological process: positive regulation of protein kinase activity; protein phosphorylation; intracellular signal transduction. The transcript has 17 exons.
AUGAGUGAAGACACUGAUGGACUGGCAGAGCUGGACUCUGAGCACAAUGCAGAGCUGGCCGACAUGGUGGCCGCCAUGAGCAUGGCAUCCAACCGGAUGACCCCUCCCAACAGUCACCGAAGGCCCCCUGCACCAGCGCGCCGGAAGCUGUCAUUGUCAGACAGGAAGCUAUCAUUGCAGGAGCGAUCGACCCAGCCGCGAGAGGCCCGACAGCCCACCAUCGAGUCCAAGCGGGUGUCCAUCUCAGAUUCCCAGAAUUGUAUCCAGCUCAACCAAUACAAGUUGAAGGAUGAGAUUGGAAAGGGCUCAUAUGGGGUGGUGAGAUUAGCUUACAAUGAAGAUGAUGAACAAUACUAUGCAAUGAAAGCUUUUUCAAAAAAGAAGUUGAUGAAGAUGUGUGGAUUUCCUCGGCGCCCCCCUCCUCGAGGAGCCAGCACAGAACAGGGUCUGCCACCCAAACCCCUGGGGCCACUGGAGAGAGUCUACCAGGAGAUCGCCAUCCUGAAGAAACUAGACCACCUUAACAUUGUCAAUUUGGUGGAGGUUCUCGAUGAUCCUGCUGAAGAUAAUCUCCACAUGGCCUUUGAGUUAAUGCCAAAAGGCCCAGUGAUGGAGGUGCCCUCAGACACUCCUUUCACAGAGGGACAAGCCCGCUUCUACUUCAGAGACAUCAUCCUGGGGAUUGAAUACUUGCACUACCAGAAGAUCAUCCACAGAGACAUCAAGCCUUCCAACCUGUUGCUGGGAGACAAUGGGCAUGUGAAGAUUGCAGACUUUGGUGUCAGUAACCAGUUUGAGGGGAGUGAUGCUCUCCUGUCCAGCUCAGCAGGGACUCCAGCCUUCAUGGCCCCCGAGAUGAUGACUGACCAUGAACAGAGCUUUACUGGCAAGGCCUUGGAUGUGUGGGCCAUGGGAAUCACCCUGUACUGCUUUGUCUAUGGGAAGUGCCCUUUCAUUGAUGAAUACAUCAUUGGGUUGCACAAUAAGAUCAGGAACAGGCCUGUGGAGUUCCCAGACAUGCCGGAAGUUUGCAAGGAGUUGAAGGAUCUUAUUGUAAGGAUGCUGGAUAAAAAUCCUUAUACAAGGAUCACCAUUCCUGAAAUCAAGGAGCACCCGUGGGUGACAGAGGAUGGCACUGACCUUCUACCCCUGGAGGAGGAACACUGCACCGUGGUGGAGGUCACUGAGGAGGAGGUCCAGAACUCUAUCAAACUCAUCCCCAGUCUGUCUGCUGUGAUUCUGGUGAAGUCCAUGCUGAGGAAGAGGUCCUUCAGUAACCCCUUUGUGUGUCAGAAUAGGAGGGCAGAGAGGUCCAUGUCUGCUCCAGGAGGUUUCCUUGUAGACUCUUGGGGGAUUUUGGAAUCCAAGGUUCAUCCUUCGUUGAGGAAAUCAAGCAGAGUCGGAGAGUUGGAUGGAAACGUAGAAGGAGAGUUGGAGGACCUUACUGAAGAUGAUGUCCAAGAAAAUAGUUUAAAUCAUGUCCCUUUCACUAUGCUCCGGGAGCCAAACUUUGACCCCUUCCGCAACUGGCACCACGGCUCAUGGCUCUUUGACCAGUCCUUCGGGAUGCCCCAGAUCCCAGACAAGUGA